Messenger RNA from Anolis carolinensis (green anole), 1528 nucleotides. RefSeq names its product FGF1 intracellular binding protein (gene fibp). The record is from RefSeq and is a predicted model, not a curated record. Gene Ontology annotation, cellular component: nucleus. The transcript has 10 exons. The coding region runs from base 41 to 1114 and encodes 357 amino acids. Lineage: Eukaryota; Metazoa; Chordata; Lepidosauria; Squamata; Anolidae. Gene Ontology annotation, biological process: platelet aggregation. Gene Ontology annotation, molecular function: fibroblast growth factor binding.
CUUCUUUUUCCAUCUUCACCGUCUGGAGCCCCAAGGCAGCAUGGCCAGCAACCUGGACAUCUUUGUGGGGAACACCACGCUCAUCGAUGAGGAGGUCUACCAGCUCUGGCUGGAUGGAUAUUCUGUGAACGAUGCGGUGGGUCUCCGCCUGCGGAGCGGGAUCCUGGAGCAGACGGGGGCCACGGUGGACGUGCUCCAGAGCGACACCAUGGACCACUACCGCACCUUCUACAUGCUGGAGCGGCUCCUGCACUCGCCCCCCAAGCUGCUCAACCAGCUGCUCUUCCAGAUCCCUCCCUAUCGCCAGACCAUGCUGAUUGAGAGGUACUAUGCCUUCGACGAGGCCUUCGUGCGGGAGGUUUUGGGCAAGAAACUCUCCAAAGGCACCAAGAAAGACCUGGACGACAUCAGCGUCAAGACCGGCGUGACCCUCAAGAGCUGCCGCCGGCAGUUUGACAAUUUCAAGAGGGUCUUCAAGGCAGUCGAAGAGCUCCGGGGGUCACUGGUGGAAAACAUCCAGCAGCACUUCUUGCUCUCAGACCGGCUGGCCAGGGAUUACGCGGCCAUCGUCUUCUUUGCCAACAGUCGCUUUGAGACGGGCAAAAAGAAGCUGCAGUACCUGACCUUUGAGGAUUUCUCCUUCUGUGCGGAACAGAUGAUCCAGAACUGGACCUUGGGAGCUGUGGAUAGCAAUGUGGACGAUAUGGAUGUCGACCUCGAUAAGGAGUUUCUGCAAGGCCUGAAAGAGCUGAAGAUCCUGGUCACCGACAAGGACUUGUUAGACCUGCACAAGAGCUUGGUGUGUACGUCGUUGCGGGGAAAGAUCUCGGUGUUUGGUGAGAUGGAAGCCAAUUUUAAGAACCUCUCCCGGUCCCUCAUCAACAUCGCUUCCAAGCUCACCCACAGCAAAGACGUCCGGGACUUUUUUGUGGACCUGGUCGAGAAGUUUGUGGAGCCCUUCCGGUCGGACAAGUGGAGCCCGAACGACGUGCGCCUCUUCCUGACGCAAUACACGGCCUGUGCCCACACCCUGGACGCAUUCAGGCACCAGGCCCUGUGGGAGCGCUACAUGGGGACCCUCAAGGCCUGCCUUUUGAAGAUCUACCACGACUGAGCCUCGUCUUUCACGUCCAGUUAUUUAUUUUGGAUUCCUAAACUCUCUGUCGCCUUUGAGGCGAGACCCAUGCGAGGGGCCAUAGACGUCUGAGCCUCCCCUGCGGCAGGAGGACAUUGUCAUUCAUGCUCUUGUGCCAGAAGUUACCCUUUGAGGACAACUCCCCGAAUCCUGGCUGGAGGCUGUGGGAUUCUGGGCCUUAGAGUACGUAGAAGACACAACUUUCAAGGCUCUCGCUUCCCUCCUGGCCCAGGCCUCGCUUCUCUGCUUCCUUCUGUUUGGGAGAAAUAAAAGAGCCCUUCCCUGGCCUCCCUCGCCGGGAUGUUGUGAGGAUAAAGGUGGGAAGGGAAGGAGCCAUGAAAUCAAUGCCUGGAUAUCAAGGUAACAAAUAAAGGAUGCCGGACCCUAAACCAA